AAAUAUCCUAACCUAUAUUGAAAUUGUUCGUUUGUUGAUGCUUGUAUUGUUAGUGGUUCUUUAAAUUAUUUUCGUUUUCAGUGUAAAUACAACCAUGACCGUAAACAAUACUAUCGCUCAUCAACGCUUGAUUCUUAGUGGUGAUCGCGAAAGGUUCAAAGAGCUGUUGAGGCGUCGACUGAUAGAAUGUGGCUGGAGAGAUCAAGUGCGAAUGCUUUGUCGAGAAGUAGUGAAGGAUAAUGAUGGAAGCAAUAUUACACUUGAUAUGUUGGUUACCCGGGUCACCCCUCGUGCUAGAGCCUUGGUACCUGACACUGUCAAAAAAGAACUUCUACAGAAAAUUAAAACACACUUGUUGACUCAAAAAGACCAAUGAAAUCUAUACCUCAGUGCUUCUCUUUGACAAAUAUAAAAAUAAUGUAUUUGUAAGCAUGAAUCAACAUUUACGAAUGUACUUGAAGUGUUAUAUGUAUUUAAAUAUUUAAGUUAAUAUCACUUUAUUCUUAAGAUUAAAAUAAUGUCCACUAUUUAGUAUCUUUCUAAGGAAAUAAAAUACUUUAUUACAACCAA
Molecule: messenger RNA, 570 nt
Organism: Pectinophora gossypiella (pink bollworm)
Lineage: Eukaryota; Metazoa; Arthropoda; Insecta; Lepidoptera; Gelechiidae
Product: enhancer of yellow 2 transcription factor-like
Exons: 2
Coding region: 95-376 (93 amino acids)
Biological process (GO): positive regulation of DNA-templated transcription; poly(A)+ mRNA export from nucleus; regulation of transcription by RNA polymerase II
Cellular component (GO): nuclear pore; SAGA complex; DUBm complex
Molecular function (GO): transcription coactivator activity; chromatin binding
Source: RefSeq, a predicted model, not a curated record